Molecule: messenger RNA, 1146 nt
Organism: Lichtheimia ornata
Lineage: Eukaryota; Fungi; Mucoromycota; Mucoromycetes; Mucorales; Lichtheimiaceae
Exons: 9
Coding region: 1-1146 (381 amino acids)
Source: RefSeq, a predicted model, not a curated record
AUGAGUACACUUGCUGGGAAUGGAUAUGAGAUGCUCAAGUUUUGGAAAAUGUUUGACACUGGUCCUUCAUCAUCUUCUCAACAAGACAUGUCAAAGAAAUCUUCUUCAUCUUUGCAAGCCAGACAACGAAAUGAUUCUGUAGCAUCUUUGAAAGCACAACAUAGAGCAAGCGCUUAUUUUGCCAUGCCAACCACCACAACUUCCAACGAUUCAAUCACACAGCAACGGCACCAAAGCUGCAUCUUUUCAUCAUCAUCCAUUCAACUCCUUAACAACGAGUCAUCCAUGCAACAACAACGCUCAUCACCUUCUUGCUCGAAACCUACACAAGAAGGCAGCAACACUAGCCGUGAAUGGCAAGUGAUUGAAGCCGCUACAGCUGCUGCUGCUGUUGGCAAUGUUCAUUGCUCGUCAUCUUCCACAGCAUCUACCGAUACCACCAACACCACCGCAACAGCCACUGUGCUUUACAAGAAUACGGAUGAGGAGAUUAUAUCGCUUCGUGCCGAACUUGAAAAGGAAAAAAGUACGGUUGUGGCGUUGAGAAAACAGAAUCAAGCCAUGACUCAAAACAUGACCCAGUUGGAAAUAACAAACAAGGAAAAUGCAGCCAAGCUGGAAGAAAUGGAACGUGAAAAGGACAAUCAGGUGCAAGAUAUGGAUCUUCUCUUGCGAAAAAUGAAGACGACAGCUGAAGAUGCAAGAAAGUGGUCAUUUGAAGCGAGCCGUUACAAAGAAGAAAUGGAGGCAUUGCGUGUCAGUGCACAACGUGAAAAGGCGGGAUGGAUAACGCGGAUGAGAGAAAAGGAUCGCAUUAUCGGCACAUUGAAUUCGCGUUUGGCGCAAUUGGAACAGGAGGUCAUGGUAUUACGACAAGAUCCACACCCCACAGCUUUAUAUUCUCAUGUCGAGCCCGAAGAAAUGAUGCAUCCCCCAACACCCUUGCCUGGCGGGCUGCUUCUUGAUCAUGAGCUACGAGAAUUGACACAUGAAAAAGAGAGACUACAAUCGGUGUAUGGCAAAAUUCCAAUCCAAGUGGUGAAUAGGCAUCAAAGGCACCAAAAGGAAGAGCUGGAAGAACAAAUGCACAAGAUUGAUGGCCAAUUGAGCCGUAUUCGGCAAAAGAUCAAACGCACGGUGCUGUAA